GGCGGGGCUACAGGGAGGAGGAAUCAAAACGAAAACAGAAGCAAACCAGCUCCACGGACAGCGGCAGAACCGGAGAGGAAUCCCGAUCGACAUCCAGGAGGCAGGCAAGAGAGCCGAGCUCGGCGGCCAGGCAGGCAGGACGGAAAGAGGAUGGUGUCGCCCGUCACCGUGGUUAAGAAUGAGGGACCCAAGUUAGUGCCUUUCUUUAAGGCCACCUGUGUAUAUUUUGUACUCUGGCUGCCAACCUCAAGCCCAUCAUGGUUCAGUGCACUGAUCAAAUGCCUUCCAAUCUUCUGUCUUUGGGUAUUCUUGCUGGCACAUGGAAUCAACUUCCUGGGGACACGCUCCAAUGCAAGGAAGAUCUUGGCAGGCCUGAUUUUUUCUGCUCUGGGGGAUGCUUUUCUUAUAUGGCAAGAACAAGGAUAUUUUGUUCAUGGCCUGCUCAUGUUUGCAAUUACGCACAUUCUCUACACCUCAGCCUUUGGAAUGAAGCCCCUGAAUCCUGAACCUGGCUGUGGAGUUGUGGUUAUUUGUGGAAUAUUUUACUGCUUGCUGUACCCGUAUCUUUCUGGCCCCUUCACCUAUCUGGUGGCAGUUUACAUUGCUCUGAUUGGAUUCAUGGGCUGGCGAGCCAUUGCAGGAGUGCAACUUUUCAACGAUCUCUGGACAUGGACCAAACUCUGUGCCUGCCUCGGAGCCGUACUUUUCAUGGUGUCUGACCUUACCAUUGCCGUCAAUAAGUUUUGUUUCCCUGUGCCUUACUCCCGGGCCAUCAUCAUGGCCACUUACUAUGCUGCCCAGAUGCUCAUUUCCCUGUCAGUUGUGGAAUGCAAGGAUGAUAAUGAUGGGAACAUCAGAAAGAUGAACUGAGAGACAAACCUCCUCUCCCAAUAAUACAACAAAGUAUUCCUGAGUUCCAUAGCCACAGAAACCUGGAAACCAACGGUGUGAUCUGAUUUAGAGCCACAUGAUUUAUUUUCAUUGGUUUGCUUCUGUGUUAGUUUAUCAUUAACUGCAGACUACUUCUUGGAGGUAAAAAGGUGUAAUUGCAGUGGUUGAAACCAGGACGGACAUUACUCAAACUGAAAUCUAGCGAGAUGUUCUCAUCAUACUGCACUUAUUGUUUUGUUGUGAACUCCCUUCCCAUCAGUAAGGAGAUAAAAAUGGCCCAAAUUCAUUUUAGUAAGUAUCCCUAGCAUCAGAGAAUGAGCAGAUCUUGCAUUGCAAAACUGAAUUCUAUGACAUUGUUAAUUUCAGAGUCAUUCUCAUUAACAGUGUUCUUAAAUACCCUUUCCUUGUAGUAUUUGGAGGAGUUGUAAUUAAUAUUAGUUGUUUGAUACAUAAUUUCAGAACAAAACUAUAAUUACAUUUAAAGGGAAUUGGAAAAUAUUUGAAAGGGAAAAAUGUAAAAGAAAGGAUCAAUCAACAUUUGGAAAAUGACAACCCGGAAAAGAUCGCUUGGUCCAUUCAAACUGUCCCAAAUAGAUAUAAUGUCUUGCACAACAUAGUGAGCAUGUUCCCAUCCCAUCCUUCUGGGUGAGGUGAGAAACCAGACACAAAUCCAGGCCAGUUAAUGGGAGUGGUAGGGGAAAUAGGAAAAAUUCCUUUUUGACCUCCUGAGGAAAUCAGUACUAGCCCAGGGGACCACUCUGGCUUUGAUUCACAUUCUACAAUACCUACCUCUUGUACAAAUGUUCUUUGCUUCAAGGAAUUGUUAGGGAAUUGUGAUUAAAAUAGGCACUGCCAAUUGAAGAACAGUUGCAGGGUUGUUGGCCAAGUGAUCAUUUUCUGUGUUGCAGUUUUUGUAGUGUUUUGUUUGUGAUGUACAAAUUGCUAUAUGCUGAUUCAUGUAAUACUCAUAAUGUUUGCAGUGACUAGAGGGACCUAAUUUUAAGUUGUGAUGGUACAUCUUUUCUUUUAAAAAUGUGAUGUGUUUCAAUCUUUAAACAAUAACCUAUUUUCACUGUCCUAGGCCAGGUGCUGUGGGAAAGAUCUACCCUUUACUGUAAUGUGAUUUAGGGGGAAGUUCAACACGGCUGUUUUUUUGCAUUCAGUGUAUUCUGGUGCUAACCAACACUGACGUUAUGUCAGUGUAGAGAAUAAUUUCAUAAGUAUUUGUGAUGGGGACCAUUGCCAAAUGAGAAAAGAUUGAUGGAAGUAGAGUGCUUAAAUUCUGAAACGUGUAACUGAUGGUGGGGUCUCCUUGCUGGUAUCACGUAUUCAGAAAAUCACUUCCAUAUUCUGUUUUUGCCAUGCAGCAUUCCACAGAAUUUAAGCUCAGAAUUAAAUUGUACUAAAAUAUAAAAAUCAAAUGUUUUGCCUAGAAGUCACAAAUUUAUGUCACAUUAUUUUAAUUUGUACUCUUAAUUCUGUCAGUUUUGAAGGUGUUGACACAAGCUGGGAUGUGGUUCAAAGGCUGCAAAUAGUCUGGUCCUUAUCAAGCACCCAUGAGUAAGCUGGAGUAGUGAGUGAAAAGCCAUUUUCACUGUGGUAUCCCAGCUGAACUUGGUCAUACCCUCUACUUGUGUCUUCACAUGCAGUCUUUCUAACAGACAUUGCUGAACAGCAAUCGUGACAUUUUCUUUCUUCAAUAUCUCAACCUCCAUCCAGAGACAUUCAGAAGCUGUGAAACACCUGGUAAUUCUAAACAGAUUCAGGAUCGAAUCUGAAUCUUUCAUGGUUUGGCAACUCAUUAUCUUAAUGGGUCAAAGCCACUUGCUCUUGACAGUUAAUCUGAAAUUUCGUCCGUAUUUCACAUUCUGAUUGUGUUUAAUUCUAUGGGUUUCCUUGUAUCAAAACAGUCAGAGUAUCUGAAAGGAUUUCUCUUCUAAUACUAUUUCUCCAAUUGAAUGUACUCAGUUGUUUACUCAGUGUAAGGACAUUCAUAACUUGUACUCUUGGUUGAGGAGUGACUGUAAGGGUUUGUAAGAAAUUAUGCAAUGGCCGCUAGGACCUCUUUUGUUCAAAGUACUUUUUGUUUCAAAUGCCAUUCCUCUCCAGAGGCGCUGGAGAGUUCAAGAACCUCUGAAAUUUCAGAACCUGUCUUUUUAGUUACAAAACGCAAAGAUUGCGGAGUAUUCUGAACAAAAGAUAUUGCUCCUGAACUUGCCUUUCUUUUCAUAGGUAUGUAUCAGAGCCCAAUUUUCCAUUUUACUAGUUUAUUACUUGCUUCUUUCUCAGUAUUCAGACAAAAGGGUUUCUUUUUACAACUGAGAGUGCAGUAAAAUUGCAGCACCAAGUAAGAAUAAUAGGCAUUACUAUUAAAUAUCCAUUGGCUUCAGUGUACUAAUAAGUGUUACCAACCUGAGAACUUUCUUAGAUAAGGCAGUUUUGUGCUCAUUGGAGAGAGAAACACAGAAACAUGUAGGUACAGGAGAAUUACAUAGACAUCUACGCAUAUAAAAAAAUCCUGAGUUAGAUCUAUAUAUUGAUAAUUAUAACUGCUUCCUGUGCUUAUGAUACAUAUACCGCUGUGUGUAGCUGUCUUCUCAACCUGCAGUAUUUAGAUUGUCGUAUAACUGUAUUGUGUCGACUAUAUAUAAAGUCAUCUGUAACUGUCUUUUGUAUCUACAGUAUUUAGACUGCUGUGUAACUGUAGUGUGUGCCUGCAGUAUACAGACGGUUGUAUGUAAUUGUCUCCUAUCUGUACGGUAAAUAGACUGUAUGCUGAAACUGAUUGUAAUGCCUUUAACAGUGCUAUGGCUAAGAUCAGUUAACACAGCACAGGCUAAUAUCAAGCAUGGAAAUUUCCUUUUCUAUGUUACUGAGUUACUGUUUGCAUUAUCUAGCUGAAGCAUCAGGAAUUCUUGUAAAUUCUGUACUGACCUCUCUGAUACGUAGACUGUGUUCUUUAGAAAUAUUCAGACGUACUGAUCUUUAGAAUUAUGGAUGGUUAAAAUUAAGCUGUGAUAAUAUAAUCUUUACUGAACGAUUUCGAUGGAAUCAUAAACCACAAGAGCAGUCUUUCUUCCAUCAGUUUUGGUGAGACGUACACUGAUGACAGUUUAAACAGCACCAUUUGUUAACCAAAUGUGUUAAAUAAUUCAGCUAAUUUUAUUAAAAACCAAUGGUUUUAAUCAAUAAUUAAAUCAUAAAAUUCAAAGAACAAUGUGAAAGUAAAUGGUACACUAGGUUAGGAACUGGUCUUUCACUCUGGUAUCUUAAUUGAAAUUUACUGGAUGGAAUUUUGUGUAAAGGUAUCAAGAACCAAAUAUUGCCUGCUGCCUGGAAGAGCACUGGAGAGAGGAGAUCUCAAUUCAGUCUCUAGUAAUCAGAGAUACAUGGCACAAAAUUACUCCCAAUGUGAUAGUGGCUGACAUUAAAUUGACAAAUUUGCGAGAGAACUGAAGGCUGAGAAUUAAAAACAAUGUACAUUGCAAUUAGGCGUGUUUUUGUGACUUUGGAACUGAAGUACUGUAUAUUAUUGGAGGCAGAGUGGAUGAACUGAGAACUUGGUGCUGACAGUCAAAGCACAGCAGAAAGUAUUGUAGCAAUAAUAUCUAUUCUCUUUCUGAAUAUAGAAUAAUAAUAAACAAAACUCAUUUUCAAUUCGCAAGUUGGCAUGAUAAAGAACUUUCUCCAGAAACAAAGACGUGAUCUAUUAAGACACGUACAUUUGAGCUGUUAGAACACAAUUUUAAAUAUAAUAAGGUAUUAAUAACAUAGGACUGUUGGGUAUUACGUCAACAAUAUUAUACCAACCUAGGUGAAGAACUAGUGCAGGACAUCACCAAAGUUUAAAAUAACAGAAAAAAAAAUAAAGUAAAUGAACAUGAAGGUUCUGAAAACUUAGUUUCAGGGGGAUGGAAAGACAGAGGGGGCCAAGGAGACUCAAAACUUGGUGUCCUGUGGAAUAAUGAGAGUCUGAGAGAGAAUAGGGGAGAAAGGCGGGCAUUUAGAUUAACAAGAAGAAGAAAGGAAACGUAGAGGAGUAGUGAUCUCAACAAUAUUGCAAAGGUAAGGAGAGAAGGAAAGUUUCCAACGGAUAAAGAAAUGUCAGAGAUUAGAGAUAAGACAAAUAUUUCUUAAUAUAAAACUAACAUUUUCUUGCAUCAUAUCCAUGUAUGCAAGAAAGCGGUAAGAAGAACUUGGAAACUUUAAAGAUAUCUUAAAUUUCAUUUUUAAUGUUAACUUCAAGCUGACAUUCAGAUUCUGAUGACUGAAGCAAGUAUGUGCACACACAGCUGAUUUCCCUGGUCAGAGCAACAUGAGCCAGUUUUAUUGACUGAAGGUUAACAUUCCAGGCUAAUGACUGUUAAUCAGAAUGGUGAAAAUGAAAUGCUAAUUCUGUUUCUCUCUGCAUAGAUGUUGCCGGACCCUCAGAGUGCUUUCAGGAAUUUGUUUUAAUUUCAAACUUAAGUGGAGCUAAAAUUUGGGGGAACUUGUGUAAAGCAGGCUUCCCAACCAUAUUGGCCUGUUAAAUCACAACAGUUAAGACUUGAAGUUGAUAUUAUUUAAAUGAAGCAUUUUAGAAAAAUUUUAGAGAUCAGGUUGGCGUAUUUUUCUAGUUAAAUCUGUUUUCAGUACACAGGUCAAGAAAGAAACAAGCCAAAUAUUGCAAGGCAAGAGAGAAACAAAAAUAGCAAUGUUCUGUAGUUGAGGUAAAAAUAUGAUAAAGAAAACACAGAGCAGUACUAUUUUUUAAAAAAUACAACGAAUUUUGGAAAUUAAAGAUGCAACUUUUUCCCAACUGUGUGAGGACAAUUCUGUUUAACUCUAUUAAAAUUCUCUCUUCUUUCUUGAAGGCACAAGCUCAUAAUCUUGGAAAUGUUCUCAAUUUGUCAUGCUUUAUGCAUUAACUUAGCUAGGAAGCUAUUUGGACUGCAUCAAAGUCAGCCCAUUCCUUUUCCAUUCAAAAUCUACAAACUCUGAUCAGGAAUGGGCUCUUUGAAUAAGCUUACUGAUGUUAAGGCCAAUUGUAAACUUCCUGCUUUCAAGUUUUAAUCAGUUGACUAAUUGUUGACAUUUUAAAACCUUUUUCUGUAUUAUUUUAGAGACUGAUGUCACAUGGAAUUUCCUAUAGUUCCAUACAUAUGCAGCUGUGUUUUGGGAGAAGAUGGAGUGUAUGUGUUCUUUUGUAACUGAAUUGCAGUAGCUACAAGAUUGAUGCCUGAUGACUGUGUCUACUUUUGAUCUAACUGUGGGCACAGGACAAGUGUUUGUGUUCACUGUCAAUGAUACUCUGUAAUUUAUUUUAUUACCUAUAAUGUGGUGUAUAUAGAAACCUAAAAUGUGGUGUACAUAGUCUUGAAGUGCCCUAGAGUGCCCAAUAUAUACCAAUUUAAAGAAGCAAUUCACUCAGCAGAAUGUAUGGAAUGUGUACAUGCCAGGAGUGCAAUUAAUUGUUCUACGUCAAUAAUGCACUCUGGAUUAAAGGAUAAUAAUCACUCUACUCUGGCAUCUGUGUACAGUUGUAUGUCUGUUUACAGUUUAUUCAAGUAAAGGGGAAUGACUGUUGUACGGUACUGUACAGCUCUGUGUCUCAGUUUCAGAUCUAGCAACAAUUGUAUAUAUAAACACCUUGGUUGGUAGCAGAGGAGAUGCUUUUGUGAAUAGAUUUUAUAGUAUUUAUAUAGCUGGCAGAUGAGAUGAGUGCAGGACUCAACUUCAUUGUUUGCAUCUAUGAGGAAUGUAGUCUUGCAUAAUGGUUUUCUGUAUUGUAAGCUUGGUUCAAUUAAAAGAGCUUGCAGAAGUUUGCAGGUUGAAAUCUUUCACCAAGAAAUGAGCUGCUUGGUCACAGCACACACUUCAGUGAAGUGCUGACCUUCUGCUAAGGUAUUAAAUUGAGAACCUGCCUACCUGUUCAAGUCCCAUGGCUUUAUUAAAAAGAACAGAAUUUGCCUGGCGACUUGUCUGAACAUACCUUUCAGUCACCACUACCAUAAAAACACAUUGAUAACUUAUUCAUCUAAUUGCUUUUUGUGAGCUUUUGUGGAAAUUUCUUUGCAAUUCUUAGUAAUUAAUCUAAUAUACUAAGUUUCUGAAACAUUGAUAAAGUACUUUAGAAAUGUAGGUCUUUCUUUUACAUAGGUUAGUGCUUUAUUUCACAGACUGACUAAACAAUGAAAGGCAAAUAGUAUUCUUUUCUAAACUUCUGUAGGCUUUUAAUUUACUUUCUUCAGUGUAAAACAUUACAAUAAGCGCAUGGGAACCAAACUUCACAUUUUUACUUCACUUGUAUUGGAAUUUUCUUUCCUAGAAUUGAGGAUUGUUGCUGAAGGAAUGUUAAGUGGACACAUACUACCCCUCCAUAUUUACUCAUUAAAUAAAUGUGGAUCUAGAUAAGUGCCAAAUGUUUAGUCAUAAAGCACUUCACAGCCAAGAACACUUGGCUGCCCUCGCCCAACAUCACCUUGCUUCAGCAGAAGGCACUGAACAGAGAUCAGAUGUAGGAACCUGACUUACUUUGUUUAACAGAAGAUAAAAAUAAAAAUAGAGGCCAAAUAUAGCUGUUUUCACCAUUGUCAGCAUUUGUAUACCUUAAGGUUGUACUGUUAGGAUAGGUUUCAUGACAUCUGCUGAAAUAUUUGGUAUUUAGACCUAUUAUUACCUUAAUGUUAUAUAUGCUAUACUCUAUGAAAGUCCAAUAUAUUUGCAAUCAAAACAAAAUAAUUAUCUGGUUAAAUAAAACAAAUCCUUGUUGAAAUAGCAGACAGAAGAAUUUGAUAAUGUGUUAAGUGCCUGAAAUGUAAUAUUUCUCAGAAGUACUUUUAGUGUUUUCAUCCCAGUUAUUUAAUACCCAGGGACAUUGUAAUCCUGAUAUAUAAAAUUUGUUUAUUUUAGAUAUCUGCACUGUUGGUGAAAGUUUUAACACAUUAUUCAGUAUUUUUAAGAAUUGGUACAUGGAAUACUUGCAUUGUAAUGUCCCUUUUUCCUUGUGCGAAACAAAGGUGGUGAUACUAGAUUGUUUCAUAACUUUGAUCAGUAUUUGUUCAUAUUUAUGAGGAUUGUGUGGCUUUCCUGACAAGGGUAAGGAUUGACACUUGUAUAAGCAGCACAUCUGUUAACUCGAGAAAACAAUGGAUUGCAAGCUGACUGUCUUUCCAAUACAUGCUCUGUUAGGACCUUCCAUCUUAAUGUAAUCUGUAUCUAUGAUAAAGCUGACAACUUUUUAGAAGUAAUACAGCAAAACAUAAAGAUUGAAACUGCUUUGCAGACUUUACUUCAGUGGGUUAUAUUUGUAUUUGUGGUUUUUUUUUCAUUUCUAAUUUUAGGAAUUUUGUUUUACAGUAGGAGGAACGUGGCUGCUAUUCUGUACCAGUACUCCAUUUCUAGCUGAAUGACUGUUGGUUGAAGUGUUUUGUUUUCAAUGAUAAAGUAGAAUCCUAAUUAAAUGUGAAUCUAAUUACAGAAACAGUGCAAGCUUGGUUUAUAUCUGGUUUUUACUAAUACAUAAGAACUGGACUUUCUGCUCUUUGGUAAUUAAUAGGAGAAUCUAGCCGUAUCAUAGUAUGUCAAUAUAAUAGAAUGGAAAGUACCAACUCAGACACAAUCUUAAGAUAUGUUGCAUUUUAUUGUACAAUUUCCUUUAGGGCUGGUUGCUAUUCAUCCCAGUUUAGACUAGAAACAGUUAUGGCAAAAUGUAAUAACCUUACUUUAAACAGUUAUUUCUUUUUAAUAACCAGUUUUAGUUUUAUAAUUGAUGAAUCUGUACGCAGCUCUAUGCAUCUACCAUGCAAUAACUACUGCUGUAUCAAUUACUUUGGGGCACAACAGCCAAUAAUAGCCCAUUUCAUGAUUAGUUGACCAAUAUUGUCUAUCCUAUAAUUCCAUAGAUCAACUAGCACACAAUGUUACUGAACUCUUGUGUGAAUAUCCUGUUGGUGUUACCACAGUGCAUGCAUUGAAUAAUCUGUAUCUUAAUAUUCAGAAGGUAGCUACCUUUUGGUUUGCAUAUUUCUGUUAUGUAUCCUGGUUUGCUUUUGUCUUCAUUUUUAUUAUAAAGUGUUUAUUUUAAUUGUAAGAGAUAAUGCCGUGAAAUCAUUCUUCACCUAUAGUGUAAAAUGGAUGGCAAUGAAUGGCUGCCUGUUUUACAUCAUGUUUGAUUCUUUAUUCCUUUGAUGUCAGUGGGGCUGCCUAAUGUCUGUUAAUAAAUUGUACAAAGAAAA
This is a messenger RNA of Stegostoma tigrinum, 9107 nucleotides long. RefSeq names its product transmembrane protein 86A (gene tmem86a). The transcript has 3 exons. NCBI's taxonomy places the organism in Eukaryota, Metazoa, Chordata, Chondrichthyes, Orectolobiformes, Stegostomatidae. Bases 151 to 870 code for a protein of 239 amino acids. The record is from RefSeq and is a predicted model, not a curated record. Gene Ontology annotation, cellular component: membrane.